AUGCGCGUAAGUCAAUUGACUGGGAGGAGGACGAAUUCGCUGGGAUGGGCGAAGAGCGACUGCCACACGUGCGCCUCCCACAACCGGUAUUGUGAUCGCCGACGACCACGAUGCAGUCCUUGUCUGGCCGAGGGGGCGGUAUGCAAGGGUUACGUGCAGGAACUCAAUUGGGAGAGAGGCGCCGUGCGGAUUAGCAAAAAGCGAGCGAAGUCAUACCUGGGGAGCACAGAAUCUGCUACCACCAAGACAGCUCCGCUUCCCACGCCUGCAACUUUCACCUUUGUCGACCCAAGUGAAUCACAGAAGCGACCGAGGAGGAGAUCAAGAACGACUGCAAAGUCCAGCCACUCGAACUUUUCGGGUUCCAGCCCGGCGGACAUUGUGGCGACCGAGUCCGCCCAUGAAGACGCUUCCAUCCUAUCCACCUCCCCGUGCUCGAACUGGUCGGUAUCGAUGCCGAGCUCACCCCGACUUAGUGUCGACAGCCAGGAGAUCGAGCCUGUUCUCUGUGCUCGAAUCGGCCAUCAGCCGGGUGACGUCGGAUACGCGCUGGCAUUUUUCCACUCAUGCUUCGCAUACACCACACUUACCUUUGAUGUCAAUGUCAACCCAUGGCGGGCCUGUCUGCCCUCGAUUCACGAAGACUUGCCGUGUGUCCGUUACGCUGCAGUCGCUCUUGCUCAGCGCCAGCAAGCACAUUUCAGCGGUAAGCCCGAGGGAGUCUCCAUCCUGAACUUGAAAGCGAAGGCGUUGUCGCUCUUCGCGUCGAAUCUAAAUCAUCUCUCCUUUGAAUGUGGCCUGAGCACCGCUCUCCUUCUUAUAGCUCUCGACUACGCUGAGACCGGUGUGUCGAAUUGGACGGUUCACCUUCGAGGCGCGUGCCAUAUCCUUGAAAGCCACGGCGGCAUUCGCUUGGCUGAGUCCCGGCCGAACCUCAGGGUCCAGAUCGCCAUGCUCAUCUGGUACGACGUGAACGCGGCACUCAUCUCACGUUGUGGACCCGUAUUUCCCCGAACUUACCUUAAUGCACUGAUGGCGUGGCAAGCCGACGACGAAUGGAGUAUCCUUGCUCUGAAUGGUCUCCCAGACGGCCUGUUCCUCGACAUGUACGACGUCGCCGUUGCGGCGUCACAGCUGGACAACCUCGACUCAUGUACUGUCGAGGCUCUUCGGGCGAAGUUCCUAAAGGCGCAGAUCAAGGAAGGCGCAGGAAAGUGCCAAAUUCUGAUGUCCCAGGUUUGGAGACUGGGCCUUGUGUUGUACUGUACUCGAGUCUUCUCACGGACAUCAACGCCUUCGUCUGAAGCGCUCCAGGCGAUCAAAGAUGAAGAAGGCUUAGAUACGGGCUCGGUAUUGGAUGAUUCUACAGACACGCAGCUGGAGGCCCAUGCGCUGGCCACCCAGAUUCUCGACCUAGUGUCUACAAUCCCGGCGGACAGCAAUUUCCAGAAACAGUGUCUGAUGCCAAUCAUCCUCGCCGGCUGUGAAAUGUCGGCAACAGAUACAGCGUACCGCAAAGUUGCUAUUGAGUUUUCAGAGCGCUGGAAGCAGAAGACCGGGAUUUGGAUAUUUGACUCCGGCUUGGAGUUUUUGCGGACUGUCUGGACGAGGAACGAUGUCGAGUUUGCCGACGGAGCUGAAGACGGAUGCAGGGGCAUGCAGGUGCCUUGGACGGAGGUGUUCUUACCGAGUGCAGGCCAUGGAUUUCUUUUCGGAUGA
This is a messenger RNA of Cladophialophora yegresii CBS 114405, 1719 nucleotides long. RefSeq lists its product as uncharacterized. The record is from RefSeq and is a predicted model, not a curated record. Gene Ontology annotation, cellular component: nucleus. The coding region runs from base 1 to 1719 and encodes 572 amino acids. Lineage: Eukaryota; Fungi; Ascomycota; Eurotiomycetes; Chaetothyriales; Herpotrichiellaceae. Gene Ontology annotation, biological process: positive regulation of transcription by RNA polymerase II. Gene Ontology annotation, molecular function: transcription cis-regulatory region binding; DNA-binding transcription factor activity. The transcript has a single exon.